AUGUUAGCGGCUCCAGAUAAUGGGGGACUCGCUAGCAGCUGGUGGAGAGGAUGGGCUAAGACAUAUGUAGACACUAACGAGUUAUUCAUAAACUGCUGUGGUCGAAUUACUAGUAAGAAAAGACACGAUUCGAUUUGCGCGAACGACGAAUCAGUAUUUAUUGGUGCUGCUAUUGUAGAUGGAUUUGUCCUUGUCCCUGCUGGAGGGUUUGGUGGGCGUGACGUUCUCCGAAAGAUGAAGCUAGGGACGGAAUGCGGCAUGACGACGACGGGCUACUGUUGCGCCUUGCAAUCUUUGAUGUACAAAUAA
Messenger RNA from Fomitiporia mediterranea MF3/22, 309 nucleotides. RefSeq lists its product as uncharacterized. The transcript has a single exon. Lineage: Eukaryota; Fungi; Basidiomycota; Agaricomycetes; Hymenochaetales; Hymenochaetaceae. The record is from RefSeq and is a predicted model, not a curated record. The coding region runs from base 1 to 309 and encodes 102 amino acids.